AUGUAUUUCGCUGGCGGUUGUGUCUCGUGUACCGCAGCCAUAGAAACGGCUUCUGAGGGAAGCGACCUCAGUGCCCUGGAGACGGCGCUGAUGUUGGCGGAGAGGUCUCAGCUCGCCUACUUCCUCAAGCGCACCACGUGGUACAAGCAGGCCAAGGAACGCCACAAGAAACUGCGCCGCCUGUCGCUGGUGACAAAGACUGAGAAACUUCACCCCAAACAUGUGAGAGAGAUUAGGAGGUACACCCGUCCCCAUGCAGCCGUCCGGGACACACUUGUGGCCACCUACAUACUGUUGGGAGAGCCACCGGACCAGUUGAAGUGGCGUGAAGUGCGAGCUCUGCUGAGCAUGCCCGGUUCCGAUUCCAUCAUGGAGCGCAUCAAAAACAAUCAUCUCGAGGACCUCGACGAGGAGAGAGUUCAGAGAGCAGCCGCACUCCUCGGUAACUUCCGGUGGGAAGAGGUGCGGGCGGUCAGCAUCGCGGCCGGUGCCUUCUAUCAGUGGAGCAAGGAGGUCGUGGAAAAUUUUCAAAAUUCACAAGCAACCCCAGCGGAUCCGACUUUGAAAGAAGAAGAGCCAAAAGAGGAAAAUGUAGCAUGAUCCACGGAAAAAUAAAGAAAAGAAAGAGAAAAGAAUAACUCUAGAAAGAGCGAUAGCUCGCACGAGUUCUUCGCUUAGCGGAGCUUUUCCUUGACCUGUAGGUAUGUGAUAUACGAUGGUGUGAGUAUGACGAUCUAACUCCAGGAUGGCUUCAGGAAUCAUACCUUCUGAGUGAAGGUUUUCUUCACGCCGAGCAUUAUGUGAUAUUUAUUAGCAAAAAAAAAAUUAAAAACUAAAAGAUUAAAACACAUCGCCUACAUCAAACCAAAACUUUGGAAGGGAACAUCCGAAUUACCUCCAACUUUUUUUUUAUCCAACCGAGGUAUCAAUACUGCAUGAACAAAUUACAUUCCUAUGAAAACUUUAACCUUUUGCUGCUUCUUAGAAAGUUGUCUUGGAAACGAGGAAUUAGAGAUCAAUGCCAGCAGGUGCUAGGAGGUAUCUGAAAAAUAUUCUUCAUCUUCAGGUUUCCGAAAGCUAUCGUCGCUACAAGAGAUACUGCAAUAUUUUUAUUGUUAGCAAGGACAAUUAAGAACCACAACUUCGUAUUUUUUGCUAAGAGUUACCGCCCAUGUGGUUCUCUUGCUGAAAGUGGUGGGCUCAAAUUACAGGAGAAUACUAAAGUAGUUGGUUAUAUUACAGAAAAAAAGGAACAGUCGUGAUAAUGGUGAUAUUAAACUGUGGGUACAUUACAGGGGUUGGCCGAAACGAAGCGAAAUUCGUGAAAUAAACGGUUAGUGAAAUGUUUAGAGACAACUCGUCUUUUUUAGUUUGAAGCGUUGUCAUUAUCCCACAUACCCUCUGUAACCCUUAAUGGAUGUCAUGUGAUUGAAAAUGAAAAGUAAAGUCACGCACUCAUCACUGGAAAAUAGUAUAUAGAGAGAUUUAAAAAAAAGAAUAAAGAAAGUGAUUAUUAAUGAAUAUUUAUUUCACAUCACAUUUUGGUUUAGUCAAGUUCGUUAAGAUAAGAUUUCGGCAUCUCGCAACCAUCUUAAAGAAUUGAAAGGUGCAUGUAGGAUCUUCAUUAGAACAUAAACAGUAAUUAUAUUUCAGUACUUGAAAAUAGUUUAUUUACGAUCUUGUGCACACUUAAACUGCAUCAUAGGUUUCAUAU
Messenger RNA from Pomacea canaliculata, 1714 nucleotides. RefSeq lists its product as uncharacterized. The record is from RefSeq and is a predicted model, not a curated record. The coding region runs from base 1 to 600 and encodes 199 amino acids. Lineage: Eukaryota; Metazoa; Mollusca; Gastropoda; Architaenioglossa; Ampullariidae. The transcript is spliced from 4 exons.